CUUCUCUGGCCCAGCCCCAGCCCAGUCCCCUCCUGGGCCGUUGGGAGAUGGAGGGGGAUGAGGGCCGACCACUGCUGGGGCUGUGGAACACGGGCAGCACUGGGCUCUCCUCUGCUGGCGCCAUCUUCAUCAUGCUCAAGUCUGCGCUGGGUGCCGGGCUGCUCAGCUUCCCCUGGGCAUUCAGCAAGGCUGGGGGUGCCGUGCCUGCCAUCCUGGUGGAACUGGGCUCGCUGGUGUUCCUGGUGAGCGGGCUGGCGGUGCUGGGCUACGCGGCGGCGCUCAGCGCCCAGCCCACCUACCAAGGCGUGGUGCGGGCGGUGUGCGGCCCGGCGGCGGGGAGACUCUGCGAGCUCUGCUUCCUUCUCAACCUCUUCAUGAUCGCCGUGGCUCUGCUGAGGGUGGUGGGCGACCAGCUGGAGAAACUGUGCGACUCGCUGUACCCGCCCGGCGCGCUGAGCGAGGGCUCCCCGUGGUUCGUGGAUCAGCGCUUCACCCUCCCGGCGCUCUGUGCCCUGGUCAUCUUCCCGCUGUCCGUGCCCAGGGAGAUCGGCUUCCAGAAGUACUCCAGCAUCCUGGGCACGCUGGCCGCCUGCUACCUCACGCUGGUCAUCGUCCUUAAGUACCACCUGCAGGGUGGGAGUCUGGGACUCCCGCAGGCUGCCCGACCCCCCAGGGCCUCCUCCUGGGCCUCCAUGUUCAGCGUCAUCCCCACCAUCUGCUUUGGGUUCCAGUGCCACGAGGCCUGCGUGGCCAUCUACAGCAGCAUGCGCAACCAGAGCUUCUCCCACUGGGUGGCCAUCUCCACGCUUUCCAUGCUCAUCUGCCUCCUCAUCUACUCCCUCACUGGGCUCUAUGGCUACCUGACCUUUGGCGAGGACGUGGCCCCCGACGUCUUGAUGUCCUACCCCGGGAACGACCCUGUUGUCAUCGUUGCCCGCCUGCUCUUUGGUGUCUCCAUCGUCACCAUCUACCCCAUUGUGGUGCUGCUGGGACGGUCGGUGGUGCAGGACCUGUGGGCACACCCCAAGCUCAGGGCUACGCUUGUGUCUGAGAGGCACGAGCGGCAGAGCCGGGUGGCACUGACCAUCUCAUGGAUGGCUGCCACACUCGCCAUCGCCUUGUUUGUCCCUGACAUCGGCAAGGUCAUUGAGCUCAUCGGCGGCAUCAGUGCUUUCUUCAUCUUCAUCUUCCCAGGGCUGUGCCUGGUGUGCAUGACGGGGACACAAGCCAUUGGGACACCCAAAAAGGCUGUGCUCAUCACCUGGGGUGUCGUCUCUGUGCUGGGGGGCACCUUCGUGUGCGGGCAGAGCGCUGCCCUGGCUGUGAUGGGGCUGCUGCAUUGA
Messenger RNA from Lagopus leucura (white-tailed ptarmigan), 1343 nucleotides. It is a transcript of the gene SLC38A8, whose product is annotated as solute carrier family 38 member 8. Gene Ontology annotation, molecular function: amino acid transmembrane transporter activity. The record is from RefSeq and is a predicted model, not a curated record. Lineage: Eukaryota; Metazoa; Chordata; Aves; Galliformes; Phasianidae. The coding region runs from base 48 to 1343 and encodes 431 amino acids. The transcript is spliced from 10 exons. Gene Ontology annotation, biological process: amino acid transmembrane transport.